Sinocyclocheilus grahami is the source of this 5599-nucleotide messenger RNA. RefSeq names its product junctional protein associated with coronary artery disease-like. Bases 257 to 4753 code for a protein of 1498 amino acids. The transcript is spliced from 4 exons. Lineage: Eukaryota; Metazoa; Chordata; Actinopteri; Cypriniformes; Cyprinidae. Gene Ontology annotation, biological process: positive regulation of blood vessel endothelial cell proliferation involved in sprouting angiogenesis. The record is from RefSeq and is a predicted model, not a curated record. Gene Ontology annotation, cellular component: adherens junction; ruffle membrane.
GAGGAACCAUUCCCCUCGCCAGACGACCCACACAAGACACAUUUGAGCUCAAUUCUCCCUCUCCUCUGCUCAACCUUUCCCUCAGAUAUGCUCAGCACAGAGCGGAUUCAACACACUACAUCAGGAACUAAACACGGACCGCGAAAAGAGCACAUCACAGCGAUGGCCUCUCCUGUGCAGCUGUUCAUGAGCUUGCCUCAUCUGGACUAGCACGGACACGCACACACCACUAAAAGCAAAAACACAUUGCCUAGCCAUGUACAGCGUGGAAGACCUUCUCAUCUCUCAUGGAUACAAAGUCCCUCAAAGGAACAGCAACAAUGUCCCUGUCUCACAUUCGUCUUCCCCCCACCCUGCAACCUAUGAGAAAUGUCUGCCGAAGCGAAGCGACAGCCGGUGUGAAAUCGCUGAGAAGCGGAAAGGACACAGUGGCGUGAAUGGCUAUGAGGGGGACCAUGUUUACAGCAGUGGAGGCAUCAGACAAGCUCCUGCCAGGGGAUUCCCCGGUGACGCUGAAAACAGGGUCAGGAAGCAGAGGACACAAGAUGUGGACAACGGUAACCUAGGAGAUGGACGUUUGCCAGAAGACAGCCUGACCAUGGACAGUGGGUUUUUUGAGACCCACAGAGGAAUACAUUCUCAGCCUAGAUCUGAGCAGGAUGUGUCCUACUGGCAAAGAAGAGGUCAGGACUUAAGUGUGCUUAUGGAUUAUGCAGACUUUAGGGAUCCAUGUGGAAGUGGAGGAGGUGUUCCCAAUAAACCAGAAGGCAUGCAUCGGAGACCAGAAUCUGCCUUAAGCACAGAGGAACAUAACCGUGAAAGACAACGACGGGCAGAGAGUGCACGUGCCAGGGAGAGAGAGAUGGCUCUGCACCAGUGGAGAAUUGCAGCUGAAAGGAAGUACCAAAGUUUGGGAACAGAGGAGUGGCGUCCAAUGACCAGCAUGAGCCGUCAACCAUCUGAAAACGAGGUGGCACAAGAGCAACGCAGGCCACGAACUGCAGAAGGAGCCGUUCCACCCAGAACCAAAAACAAGUCCCAGUCACUGCCCAGAAUGGCUCUGCAAUCUGAAAGCCUCCAGUACUUCAGCAUACCAACUGCUGGGCAAGAAUCAUAUGGAAGCUAUAAGUUAAAUGGCCACCAUGCACAAGACCCUCAUGGACGGCAUCUUAAUGAUGGGGAGAACAGGCAGAGGUGGACUGACCGAUCAGGUGCACAGUCCGCACCACUAUCAAAGCCCAGAUUUAGUCGACCUCUCAGACCUCCAUCUUAUGAAGUGCACCAGCAGAUGCGUGGGAGCUCUGAGAUACUUACAGGGGAGCUUGCCCCUCGUCCCAGAGACAGAACUCCACUGCCCUUCUCAAGGCAAGAAUACUUUGUACAAGAACUCGCUGGACCUGGUAUGGAGCCCCCCGGUUAUAUCCCUCCUCCAUCUUAUAGGAGGCAGCCUGUAGUUAAUAGAGGACACAGAACUUAUCCUAUCUCAAUGGGUAACCACCAAUAUAGAGGUGACCCAUAUAUGCAGGGAUCUGCAAUGACAGAAGUGCAGGAAUGGUUUAUCAGGCAGACUGGGAUGGCUUGGCCAGACUGUUACAGAGAUGGAAGAAGAAGUAUGCCCUGCAGGACACAGGCACAUCCAGGCUACAGUGAAGAACAGAUGAGUAAUGUUCAGUUCAUUCCCUUUGAUGACCAUCAUGUCAGACACAUUUCAGGUGCAGGGAUAGAUGGAAACUCGUUGACAGAUGCAGACAAAAUCAGAAACAUCAGAAAUGAGAUUCCGGUCAAUCUCUUAUCUGAGAAGUCUAACUACAGUGCCUUUCCUCUCACAGAGAAACCCUUUGACCGCACUGAACCAAGUAAAAGCAAUAUUAGUGACUCUAUUAAUGAGGACAGUAUACACAAGGAAGUGCUUAAGGAGACAGAAAGUUCAACCACAUUACCUGACCAAAACUGCAACAGGCAUCCAGCUACCCAGGGAAAUAUUGUUGCUCUUCAGAUGACAAUGCAACAGAAUUCAAGCCAGGGUUUAAUUGAGACAGUGACACAAGUAAAGAAAUUUGAGGCAAAAACUGUGUCUGAGAACAAGAAAAACUCAAAGAAGAAGCUCAAAGAGACAAUGUUUUGCCUGGUUUCUGUCCCUAUUAGUAUGCAAGCUAACAAACGUGUUUCUGACCCAAAUAACAAUGAAAAAGUGACUAAUUCAACAGAAAACACAGUGGUGCAGCAUGGCAACCAAAACCUUUUAAAAACAUCACGCAAAGAGACACAAAUACAGUCCAGCAGCUCCCCAUCCAUUAAAAGAUCCCCGUUGAGGAAAGAGAUUGUAGAUACUAGGUCACUUAGUACAAGCCAAGACAAUGAAUUGUUCUAUGCAGGAUCCUGGCCUGGAGAUCAUUACAGAAACCAGGAAACUCAGACGGGUUCUCCAGAAGUUUCCAGAAAUACCCAUCCUCUGGCAAAUGACCAUUCUUCCCCUCACGCAAUCACUGAUAAUGAAGGUGAAACCAACUGUAGUGCCAACUACGGAUAUCCCAUGAUAGGUCAAAAGGAUCUCAACCCUUCCAGGAACAGUGCAUUCUCUAGAACUAGGAAUGGAAGUAGUUCAAGUAUAAGGAGCCCAACUCUAACCCAAUCAUCAUCAAAUCCAUCAUCUCCAGACCGUCAGCCUUUGCUGAGAAAGACAAAUGAAACAGCAGAUGGUCAAGAAGUUUUUGGACAGUUCUUGCUAAAGCCAGUGAACAGACGCAAAUGGGAUGCCAUUGGGGAGCUUGAGUCUUUUAAUAAGGAGAUACAGGAUCAUACUGGGAAGUAUCCAAAUGUUGAUCAGAAUAUAGAGGAGCUGGAUGAGGCAUUGAACAGUAUUCUGGAGCUGAGUGACACAAACAGAGAAGUCAAUAAUACAAGACAGGAAACCACCCCACUUCACAUGAAGAAGGAAACUGACCAGCAGUCACAUAUAGUGCAGGUCACAGAGAUGCAAAUGAAAAGCAAUAACUUAAAUGUAAUGUCUGAUUCAGGGAACAGAGGCCAUCCAGAAUACAAAGGUAAAAAAAGUUCCUUGUCCAAGGCAAAGGUGAACUUGGACAGCCAGAUGCAAUAUAUACCUGUCACCAAAACUGAUAAUUAUGUCAACUUUGAGAUUAUGCAGAGGGGGGACACUGAUUCAGCAAUACAUCGGCAGGAUAUCCCUGUGCCGAAGGAGUGCUUGCUUAAGGAUGUUGGUUUAACAGUAUACACUGCCAUUCCAGACACUGUGACCUCUGGAUCCCCUACAUGCUUGAGUCCUGACUCACCCAUGUUAACCAGCCCUUCAGACAACUCAGAGAUAUGUGAGACUUUGCAGAUUACAUCAUCAGACAGUAGUGGAGAUUUGAGCAGGCACAGCCCUGAGUUUGCUGAAGGUACUCAAAGCUUGAACGAUAAUAAUGCCUUCAACUCCAAAGCCCUCCACAAGAAGGAAGCUGGGAGAGGAAACACAGACGUUACUAGAUCGGGGAGGUCCUCGCGUAUCAAUGUGAUCAAAAGUCUUCAUUGUAAGUUUAAGGGUAAUUAUGAGGAUGAUGAUGACAGUUUUUAUUCAGAAUAUUUAAGCUGGAGUAAUGAAAAGACCUUGGCAGAUGAACAUCUUGAAACUCUUUUGAGUCAAGAGAAGGCCAAUAGUAUGCAGACCGAAGACCUUAGUAAACUGUACCAAGUCCAGUGUGCCAAAGGCAUUCCUGAAAAUGAAUCCAUUGAACAACGGGCUGCCAGAAUACUUGGCAUUGCAGUGCCAGUUGAAGCCUUGGUUGUUGACCAAGUUGAUAACAAUCCAGUAGAAAGACAUUUGAAAAUUAUAGAUGCUGCAGAAUUGGCGAUACAAACCAAAGAGAUUAGCUUAAAUGAGGAGAAACAGAAUGACAGUAGAGAGUGUGAGGAAGUGCCAGAUAGGUCUAUGGAAAGUCAUGGAGAUAUGUCAGAGGUAGGACUUGGAGGGGAUCCAGAGUCUGGAGAAGAUUUACCUAGUGCUGAAAAGCACAGCCAGAGAGUCUCCUCAGUGCUGGAGCUGCCAGAGUUUCCUCCAAGUAACUUAUGUUUGUCGCUUCCACUGACUGAGGAUAAGGAAUUGACUCGAAGUGUAGGUGGGGGAGACAGGAAGGAGACAGCUAAUACUGAGAUAACAGAAGUGCCACAGAACCACUUGCAGGCAUUUUGCCCACCUCCUCUGUCCCCCUCAUCCACAAAUGAUCAAGCAUCCAUGGAGUACACCAUCUAUGCAAAGGAAAAAAGCUCUCAGUCAUUAGUGAGAACUAUCACCAGGAUCACCUUUGCCAAAGAGACAGACUUAGAAGAAAAGGGAGGAAAACUAAAAGAAUCAGUUAUAGAGGAUGAAACGCUAGUGGAAGAGACCCAAUACAGUGAGAAUGCAGUCAAAGAAAACAAAUCAGGUAAAGAGGAUGAAAUGCUAGUGGAAGAGACCCAAUACAGUGAUAAUGCAGUCAGAGAAAACAAAGACAUGACCAGUUAUAUGCAAGAAGAGGAUGAGCAAAAGACUCGGGAGGAAGUUUCAGCUGAAGAGGUGAUACUAGAAAGAUCAAAGCAGCCACCAAAGUCAAUGGCACGUCCAAUCCCACAACCACGUAGUGGCAUGGUAACAAAGAGAGAGAUCACUCUGCCACAAGGAUUCAACAUGGAUAAUACAAUGCCUGCAAUUGAGGAUGAUGACAAGCUUUUUAUUUCAGAUGCAUAUGACCCCAGUCGUGUGGAGAGAGUCUGAUCUUGGACACUGUCAAGGCAAACUCUGUGACCUUACUGGAAUACACAAUGUAAACAAGCACUCAUCUGAAACUGACCAUGAUGCAGGCUUGGACUCAAUUUACUAAUACAUAGUCACAGAAGUUCAUAAGCAGGAAGAUGGACUUCAUGCCACAUAUUAAGACUAAUUUUCAGAACUUCUAUGGCCUGUUGAUGGAUGAAGUAGCUAAGUUGUUUAUCAAUGAAAUAUGAAUGUAUAAUGUAUAUCAAGUAAAGCUCAGACAUUACAGAAAUAGCUACAAAUCAGUCUGUGUGGACUUAAUAAUUUUCUAAAGUUUCUCUGCACCAGCAAAGGCUGGAGUUCUGUUGGACUUUCACAGAACACAGUGUCAUUGUGCCAACAGCGACAAGAAAGACACAAAAGCUUGCACUUCUCAUUUUCUGCAGUAUUACCAAUGAGAGAAAGGAAAGAGGCCUUGAUGUAUUAAAGCAAUGAAUUGGACUGGUGAGGUAGCAGCUGAAUCAGUGACAUAACACUGUGCUUUUAACCACAGAGAAAUAUUUUUGCAAGAAAUGUUAAAAGGAAAGUGUGAUUAUCAGUUUUAGAGGUGGGAGAAACCAUUUAUAUCACUGUGGUAGAAUUGCAAUACAAAAUCAUAUUUCUUUGCAAAUGGAAUAGGCUGCUUUUACCCAAAUUAUGCAGUUAAGAAGAAAGCUAAACUGAGGCAAAGAUUUAAGAAUAUGUUGUGUGAAAAACUUGGUCUCCAGCAACUUUAAUCUUAAGUGCAGUGACUUCAAUAGUCGGUUUUCAUAGUUAUUGCUUUAAAAUGACUCCCUUCAUUAAAGAGGUUUUUUUUAUAUCUCAUAU